Molecule: messenger RNA, 983 nt
Organism: Orycteropus afer afer
Lineage: Eukaryota; Metazoa; Chordata; Mammalia; Tubulidentata; Orycteropodidae
Gene: RHOV
Product: ras homolog family member V
Biological process (GO): small GTPase-mediated signal transduction
Molecular function (GO): GTPase activity; GTP binding
Source: RefSeq, a predicted model, not a curated record
UCAGUCCGAGGUAGCCAGAGGAACCAGCUCCCCCAGCACAGCCUAGCCUGGUCCCGGGCUGGCCCCUCUGCUGCCUCCUGAGCGGGCCAUGCCCCCGCGGGAUCUGAGCGAAGAGCCACCGCCCCUCCGGGCUCCAACCCCUCCCCCGCGGCGGAGCAGCGCGCCCCCGGAGCUGGGCAUCAAGUGCGUGCUGGUGGGCGACGGCGCAGUGGGCAAAAGCAGCCUCAUUGUCAGCUACACCUGCAAUGGGUACCCAGCGCGCUACCGGCCCACGGCGCUGGACACCUUCUCUGUGCAAGUUCUGGUGGAUGGAGCCCCCGUGCGCAUUGAGCUCUGGGACACAGCGGGACAGGAUGACUUUGACCGGCUUCGCUCCCUCUGCUACCCGGAUACGGAUGUCUUCCUGGCUUGCUUCAGCGUGGUGCAGCCCAGUUCCUUCCAAAACAUCACAGAGAAAUGGUUACCAGAGAUCCGCACUCACAACCCCCAGGCGCCUGUGCUGCUAGUGGGCACCCAGGCUGACCUGAGGGACGAUGUCAAUGUACUGAUUCAGCUGGACCAGGGGGGCCGGGAGGGCCCAGUGCCCCAACCCCAGGCCCAGGGUCUGGCGGAAAAGAUCCGGGCCUGCUGCUACCUCGAGUGUUCCGCCUUGACACAGAAGAACUUGAAGGAGGUGUUUGACUCCGCCAUUCUCAGUGCCAUUGAGCACAAGGCCCGGCUGGAAAAGAAGCUGAAUGCUAAGGGUGUUCGCACCCUCUCCCGCUGCCGCUGGAAGAAGUUCUUCUGCUUUGUUUGAGCAACCACGGCAGGGUAGCGAGCAGUGGAUGGGUGGCCAGAGACUUCUGGAACCUGUGGCACGGGGCCUUGGAGGAGGGCUACUGACAGGGCCAGGCCACCUAAUGGGACUCAGUUCCCUUCUGAACGCUGUGGGGAUGUGGGGCAUCUCAUUGUCCACUCUGAUAUGACAGGAUGAGCCUGGAAGG